CAAUAUAUCGAUUCGUAAACAAAAAUUAAACAACAUAAAUAGAAUUGAAAUUUCUUUUUUCGUUUUUGUUAGUUUCUCUAAAUUCUUCAAAAAUGAAACCUGACUACAAUGACAUCUUGAGCCCCCUCGUCAUAGCCGUUAUGGUGGCCUAUAAUAGACCAGUGACUCUAGAGGAAAUUGUCGACGGUGUUAUGGACAUAAUUAAGUAUUUACGCGAUCAAAUGGAUCCUGAAAUUUCGAGCUCUGUGAAGGCUACGGGCGAUUCCAAACAUAUUCAUACAUUCCGCAACACGAAGAAGCGACAAUUGCGUUAAUUUAGUUAGUAUAGUUAAGAAAAUUUGUUUGUUGAAAAAGUUUCUAUGAUGUCUAAUAUAAUAUAGUCAUAAAAGUA
Drosophila willistoni is the source of this 391-nucleotide messenger RNA. RefSeq lists its product as uncharacterized. The record is from RefSeq and is a predicted model, not a curated record. The coding region runs from base 93 to 314 and encodes 73 amino acids. The transcript has a single exon. NCBI's taxonomy places the organism in Eukaryota, Metazoa, Arthropoda, Insecta, Diptera, Drosophilidae.